Molecule: messenger RNA, 5088 nt
Organism: Mytilus trossulus (common blue mussel)
Lineage: Eukaryota; Metazoa; Mollusca; Bivalvia; Mytilida; Mytilidae
Product: protein EFR3 homolog B-like
Exons: 21
Coding region: 153-2516 (787 amino acids)
Biological process (GO): protein localization to plasma membrane
Cellular component (GO): plasma membrane
Source: RefSeq, a predicted model, not a curated record
GUGUUACUUUCCGUUUGGGAAGGGAGAAAACUGUGGAAAAAUUACAAAGUGACAGACGAUCGCAAUUUCUUCAGUGAAAUUGAAGUUGUCUUUAUAUACAUGCAUUUUUUGGAAAGCUAGCUUUAUACCUCACGCUUUGAAGAACUGCCAAUAUGUCAGUAUGUUUUGGAUGUGCAUGUUUAAAGCCACGCUACAAACGACUUGUUGAUAAUAUAUUCCCACUGAACCCAGAGGAUGGACUUGUUAAAAACAACAUGGACAAACUGACAUAUUAUGCCAUGUCAAACUCAGAAAAACUUGAUAGAAUUGGAGCUUAUCUGGAACAAAAACUAGGAAGAGAUUUACAGCGCAGGAGGAUAGGAAAUGUAUUUAUAAGUAUGGAUGCUUUAGACCAGCUAUUAGUAGCCUGUCACUCUCAUUCACUUAACUUGUUUGUGGAAAGUUUCCUGAAGAUGGUACAGAAACUGCUAGAAUCUGAUGACCCUGACCUACAAGUAUUAGCUACACAAUCAUUUGUAAAGUUUGCCAAUAUAGAGGAAGAUAACCCUUCAUACCAUAGACGAUAUGAUUUCUUUGUAUCAAAAUUUAGUGCAAUGUGCCAUUGUGGCAAAGAUAAUGAAAACAUUAAAACAAAAAUACGUAAUGCUGGGUUAAGAGGUCUACAGGGUGUAGUAAGAAAGACUGUAUCAGAUGAUUUACAAGUAAAUAUUUGGGAAUCUAUACACAUGGAUAAAAUGGUUCCAUCGCUGUUGUUUAACAUGCAUAACCCUAAUUUUAUGUCUGUGGAUUUAGAAAGUCCUAAAGAUGAAGAACAUCCAGUAUACUUAUCAGAAGUUGUCUUCAGAGAUCUGGUGUGCAGAGCUUCUUAUGGAAAUAUCAAAAGUGUGUUAAAACCAGCAUUAAUACAUUAUGACAACCACAAGUUAUGGGUUCCAAGUGAUUUUGUUGUGAAAUGUUUUAAGAUUAUCAUGUAUUCUGUACAGCAACAGUAUGGUUAUAUUGUUAUACAGACUUUAAUGGAACAUUUAGAUAAACACACCCGAAGUGAGCCCCAGAUAAAGAACAGUAUUAUAGAUGUAUUAUAUGAGUCUGUAUUAAUAGCUGCUGGUGGAUCUAUUGGACCUUCUGUGUUAGAUGUUAUCAACACUUUACUCAGACAUCUCAGACUUUCUAUAGAAACUAAUGAUGAAACAAAAGAACAGUUUGAGGAUAAUAUCAUUAAUACUAUAGGGGAAUUUGCCAAGAAUCUGCCUGACUACCAGAAGAUAGAAAUUAUGAUGUUUAUAAUGGGAAAGUUUCCACAGUUUUCCUCAGAAGAAUUAGGAGAAGCAGUUGAUACUAGAAUGCAAACCAUGCUCCUGAAAACAUUACUUAAAGUUGCCACUAAAUAUAAAACAGUUGAAAUGCAGAAAACUUUCCCUGUUGAAUUCCUAAUACCAUUGCUGAGAAUAUCACUAUUACCAGAUUCUACAAUGAGAGCUACCGUUCAGGAUAUAUUACACAAGCUUAUAGAUCGUCAUGACAAUACGGAAAAACUUAAACAUAUAACAAUACCUAAAGAUGUUGGUGAUUUAGAUCUAGUUGUAGAAAAGAAUUCUCGACAUGACAGCCUGUUUAUGAAGAAGAAUGGCCUGCAGUUUUAUUGGCAUAUAUUGGAAAAUGUUCAGAUGACUACCAACAAAGUGAACAACUUUGAAUCCCUCUAUUGUACAAUGUGUUUAUUAUGUGUGGAGAUAGGAUGUGAUGAAAUGGUUAUAGAAUUACUAAGACUUGGUUUAGAUUUACAGCAAUUGGCCAUGACUAAUUCAUCUUUACCCCUAACACAUAAAUGUGCUGUCCAUGGUAUGGUAGCUGCUUACCUCAACCUAGCCAGUCAACUGUUAUGUGAGCAACCAGUCUGUCAGUAUAUCUCUGAAAUUAUAGAGAUGAGAAGAAAAGAAGCCCCACACUACCUUCCAGAGUUUGCUUUCAACAGAGCCAACAGACCAAACAGCUACCCAUCCAGCGACACAAUGAGGGAUGAAUGGUUGUUUGAUCAGGUCAUGUUACAGGAGUUAUUGGUUGAAUGUGGACAAGAUGCUUCACGUCUUAAUGUCUCCUUGGCACAGAAACCAUACAGUGCAAUGGAUGUUGGAACUAGUGGCAGUGCAAGUGACAUAGGAUCUAUACAGCUUGAGGUAGAGAGUACUGAAACUUCACCAAUGAUGUCUAGGAAAUCUGUGAAAGAGGAAAUUACAGUUGAGUCAUUAAAGAAAAUGUUGGCUGAAGACAGUAGAGAGAAGAAGGAAGAAGAAGAGAAGAGACGACUUGAGAUUGUACAUACAUUUAGGACAGCACCAUUUGAAGAAAUAGUAGCUCGUUCUGAGGCCAAGUCCAAUCAUUUCCGUAACAAACUAAGUGAGAUUUUAGACAUGGUGUCCAAACCUCCAGAGAGUCCAGAGAGGAAUAGGAAAGCAUUCAGUGACAAUGUGGUACCAGUGUAUGAUAUGCAGUUUCCUGAAUUAUUUGUUUAUUGAUGGAACUCUGUUUACUAUCCGAUUACAGAUGUCAAAUGUCUAUGUUGACUGUUUAAAGUGAGAUUAUAAAAUGAUUUUGUAAGAUAACAUGUUGUCAAGAAUAAUUAUUAAUAUGCAUUAUAUAAGUUAGUUUAUCAGAUACAUGGUGAUGGUAAAAUGUAUUGAUUAACAAACACAGAGUGGAUUAAAUACAUAUUUAUUGUAAGACAGAGGGGAUUAGAUAAUUAUCUAUUUCAUCCUCCUGUACAAAGUUGAUGUUAACACCACUUAUUAUAUGAACAGAACAAUCUAAAGAUGAAAAAGAUUUUGGUAUAACAAAAAGUCCUCAGAGUUUACAUGUCUUGCAUUUCUAUCUUAAUUAUCAGAUGACUUCUUAUAGAAGCAUUUACCCUUUUAUAACAAUAUUUGACCAAUUGAAAUAUUUUUCCUGAACUGUUAACAAACCAAACAGUGAAGUAAAAUCUUAGAUGAAAGUGCCAAUAAUACUGAAACCAUAAAUUGACAUCUUAUAGGAGUAAUGGAUCUUUGAUAAAUAUAAUUGGUAAAUGGAAGUCGUUUUGUAUUUUAGUUGAAAUGCAGUAUAGACAGAUAGACUAUUUAAGCCAACAUGAUCAUCAAGGCUUUUCCUAUGUUACCUGAACUGUCAGUUGACUGUUUAUUUGAAAUGUUCCACUUAAAUAACUUUGUGUACUCAUUAAUUAUUUAAAUUUGUUUGAUAAUAUUUAAAAUGAAUAUUCCUCUGUUUGUGUGAUUUUAUUGACAUAUUGUUGUUUAUGUCGAUUUCAAUGAAUGAUGUUAAGGUAGAUUAUAAGUAUAUGUUUCCCAAGAUAGAAUUUUCUUAUACUAGUACUUUGACAAAAUGAAGAUUUAAUUAUGUGCUUUUCAAAAAUAUAAUAAAAAAGAUGGGUCACUAUUCUUUUUUUUUUAGCUAUGAGUCAUUGAAAAUUGCCUAAAUUUGCUCAGAAUGAUCAUGAAAAAAACACAUUUUGUGCAUAAAAAGAAAACUGUGAGAUAGAAUUUUGAAAUGAAAUGUUAGAAGAUGUGUUUCAUAGUAUGUUUAAAGAAAAGAAAAAAUGGUGUCAUUGAACUUGUUUUUUGUACUUGAAGAGUUAUCUCCCCUUAAAUGACUUAGUUGAAAAAAAUGAUUUCUAAACACAAUUGUUUGGUAUUUGUUUUUCUAGUAUAAUGCAAUAAAUCAGCAAGUUUUCCUCAUACAAAUUAACAGUCUUGAGGAUCAUUCAUUUCAAUUACACCAAGGACCAUUCAUAAAAAUCUUUACACACUAAAUAUCAUUCAUUAAAGUGUUCCCCUUAAAAUGAUAUGGAAUGAUAUAUCUAAUAAAAUUGCACAUCUGUCUGCACAUUUGCAGAUUUACAAUCCAAGAUGGCUCUAUACCAUGACUCUACCAUAAGUAUGUAUUGAUUUUAAUGAAUGAUCCUCAGUGUGUGAGUUUUAGUGAUCGAUUCUUGGUGUGUAAAUUUGAUGAAGGAUAUUUAGAAUGCGUAGAUUUAAGUGAAUGAUAUUUAGUGUGUAAAAGAUUUUAAUGAAUGGUCCUUGGUGAAAUACACCUUAUCGCUAUUUGUCGGCCAUUACUGGAUAUCACACAGGUUCCCGUAAAAUUUUGACGUCACAAAACAAAAUAUCUGACACCACAAUGGAAAAGUGAUUGUUGUAUGCGUCAAAAGUUCAAGCGGCCGGGUCAGCCGGGACUAGCGAUAAGGUAUAUUGAAAUGAAUAAUCCUCAGUGUGAAUACAUGAUAUUUAGUAUGUGUAGAUGGAAAUGAGAGGACAGCUGUUAUUAUUUCAUACUUUAUUCCUGACAAACAUUUUCAACUUAACAUAUAUAUUAACCAACACCAGAGAAUGUGUCAUAAUGUAUGCAUCCUAGUUCAAAGGUCAGUCCGUUGGUCUGUCCAUCCGUUCGUUGUUCUUAACAAAUUGUGUCCGCUCUACCUCUCGAGAACCGUUAAUAUUUCAUUCUUUAUACUUGGUGGGUCAUAAUAUUGAAGGCAUAAUUCUAAAAAUAUGUGACAAAUAUCAAUUGGGCAGCACCUUUAAACAUAUUGUUCAAACAUCAAUCCAUAUAUCGAGAAGUCACCUUAGAGUAGUCAACAAUGAGUUCACAUCAUGCAGUCAUAUCACUAUUAUACUAUGAAAGUAAGUUGAGAAUAUUUUACAGUUUUAACUAAAAAUCUUAGAUUAAAAUCACACGUGAGACUAUGUAAUAACUUCAAAUAAUGCUUCAUAUCAGAUUAUCCAUACAACUUAUUUACCUUACGUUAUUGACAGCGGGGCCCACAGAGAUAGCUCCCAUCUCAAUGAUAUCUAGUUAAAUAUGUGUUUAAUGUAUUUAUUAUAUAGGUGUUUAAUGUAUUUAUUAUAUAUGUGUUUAAUGUACUUAUUAUAUAUGUGUUUAAUGUAUUUAUUAUAUAUGUAUUUAAUGAAUUAAUGGUAACUGUGUUAAAUGUUUUAAUAAUAUCUGUGUUUAGUGGUAUCUACUAUAAUGUAUUGCAAUCAUGAUGUUGUAAUAUUGAACUUAAAUCUAAUGUCAAUAAAAGUUUAAAAUUUUAAA